UCUGCGCGCAACCACCGCUCCGUCUCGCGCUCCAGCGCGCGUACCAGAGCCAAUAGUUUCUCUGUCAUCUCUGGCACAGACGGUGCUAUUCUGCCAGAGGUCACAAGAAGGUGGGACGGAGGGGAGUGUGUGCAUUUUAUAUACAUUUGAAGGAAAGAUAGCUUUUUCCCCCUUGUCAUACUUUCAAGCGUGCGUGUCACCAUUUCCUCCAAAAACGAGCCGGACUUUUUAGUGCGCGCUUCCCGGGUGCUCCACAGCAAGAGAAUAAUUGGCGCGGUCGUGGGCAUCGUCAUGAUCGUGGCGCUGGUCAUCGCAAUUCCGCUUCUGGUCCAAACCUCCGUGGUUUCAGCGCACUACGAAAUGAUAGGCACCUGCCGGAUGAUCUGCGAUCCGUACAACCCCAAACCGAGCGCCACGGCGCUGGAGGUGAUGCAGGACCUCAGUGCCAUCCCACCAUCUUUCGCUCAAGGGACUAGAGGGGAACCGGGCCGCCCGGGCAAACCGGGACCCAGGGGUCCACCUGGAGAACCCGGUCCACCUGGUCCGAGGGGACCACCUGGGGACUCAGGCAGACCUGGAUUUACCGGCAUCACAUCGGGGACGGCGAGGACUGAGACAGGAGACGUUGGUCCAGCGUUAGGGUACACCAAGAUCGCGUUUUACGUGGGUCUCAAGAACCCUCACGAAGGCUACGAGGUGCUCCGGUUUGAUGAUGUAGUAACAAAUGUCGGAAAUCACUAUGAUCCCACGACUGGCAAGUUUACGUGUCAGGUGUCAGGGAUUUACUACUUCACCUACCAUGUGCUGAUGCGUGGAGGGGACGGGACAAGCAUGUGGGCAGACCUCUGUAAAAAUGGACAGGUUCGCGCGAGCGCCAUCGCGCAAGACGCCGAUCAGAACUACGACUACGCGAGCAACAGUGCCGUGCUACACCUGGACUCUGGCGACGAGAUUUAUGUCAAACUCGACGGCGGAAAGGCUCACGGAGGAAACAACAACAAAUACAGUACAUUCUCUGGCUUCAUUCUGUACCCAGACUGAGCGGUUACGCGCUUGGUUUCAGACGGACUAUUCAAGCAUCUCCUCUCUGUCAUUCCUGUCCGUAUGGGAAGAUCAGGAUCAUCUCGUGUGAGAAUCUGUUGUCUGAAUACGUACCUUUCUGUUUAAUGAUGUCUUGUGUUUGGAUAUUAUACCCAAUUAAACGCAACAUUAAAGAUUGUGAACAGCAAAAGCAUGCACGGGAUGGUGAUCCGGAUUCCAUCUUGAUGAUUAUUAGCAUUAUCUGUACAGUUCUCUGCUCUCUUUUCCCCCUAUAAAACUGCAUUCAUGAGCCCUAGUGUGACACAAUUUCUGCUGUUAGAUCAAUUGGUUUCAUGGAGAUAUGGAAACGUUUAUUUUGAUCUAAUACUGGUUGCUGGACAAGUUUUUCAGCUCAUGGAAAAAAAAAUGUAAUGGAUUUUCAUCCCAAAAACAUUUUAUUAUAAUUUACUCACUCGUGUUGUUCCAAAUCUGUAUGAUUUUUUUUGUCUCACUUUCUUUUAAAGCGUCUGUGUUACAGUGUCAUUAUGAAUUUAAGGACUAUAAUAAUAAUUCACUAAAUGUACUUAUAAGGGUUAGAUUUGGGGUUACACUUUAUUUUACAGAAUGUGUGUAGUUAUAAAGUACAGGGUUAGUAUCGAUAUUACCAAGUUAUUAUAAUUACUAUAAUGAGUACAUACAAGGGGAACAGGACUGUAAAAUAAAGUGUUACCUGGUUUGGUUUAGGGCUAGUUGCAUAUAAUUAUAAAUAUUACUACAGUAACUACAUGUAACAAGGACACUCUGUAAAGUAAAGUGUUACAGAUAUUUUGUCUACUGUGUAACCCCCCA
Messenger RNA from Pimephales promelas (fathead minnow), 1869 nucleotides. It is a transcript of the gene c1ql2, whose product is annotated as complement C1q like 2. Gene Ontology annotation, molecular function: protein binding. The record is from RefSeq and is a predicted model, not a curated record. NCBI's taxonomy places the organism in Eukaryota, Metazoa, Chordata, Actinopteri, Cypriniformes, Leuciscidae.